AUGGAAGUUUACCAAGAGUUUGCAUGCCUGACCCCACCAACUAUCAGUGACGAGGCCAGGAAGGCGUGGCUGCCCCCAUUUUAUAGAUGAAGAAACUGAGGCUCAGCUGGGCUAGUGACUAAGGGAAGCAGCAUGUGAUACGUGGCUUGAGGCAUCUCUCUCCAUCCUGAGUAACUCGGAAGGCAAUCUGGCUCCCUAAGCGUGUAAUGUUUCAGGGACUGGUAGAGCUUCUUUCUGGGAACUCUUGCUAGAGUCAGAAGCACAUCCCCAGAUGGUGGCGGGGUCCUCCAUUUACUCCCCUAGGACCUCUUGGGUGGGCACUUCUGACUUCACAGGUCUUCCCUAAGAGGCCAGGCCCGAAGGUGCGAGGAGGACUGGGUUCACUUACCUGGAGGCUGCCUCAGUGCUGGGCCACCCAGAUGCUCCCAUGAGUGAGAACCAGGGUGAGGGCUUGUGUCCCGGAGCCCGGCCGGGCAUCAGAGGCAUCUAUAAAAGCAGACUGCUCCAGGCCCCAGCAUCCUGCUUGAUUACCACCUGUUGCCACACAAUGCUGGGAGGCCUGGGGAAGCUAGCUGCCGAAGGCCUGGCCCACCGCACAGAGAAGGCCACCGAGGAAGCUGUUCACGUUGUGGAGGGAGUGGUGAAGGAGGUGAUAGAUCAUGCUAAGGAGGCUGGAGAGAAAGCCAUUGCUGAUGCUUUAAAGAAGGCCCACGAGUCGGGGGACAAAGUGGUAAAAGAAGUCACUGAGACAGUGACCAACACAGUCACGAAUGCUGUCACGCAUGCAGCAGAAGGCCUGGGCAAACUGGGACAGUGAGCUUGCCUGCCACCAUCAGGCUCUUCCUGAAUCGCAAUAAAAAGCUGAG
Dama dama (fallow deer) is the source of this 866-nucleotide messenger RNA. RefSeq names its product family with sequence similarity 25 member A (gene FAM25A). Bases 428 to 817 code for a protein of 129 amino acids. The transcript is spliced from 4 exons. NCBI's taxonomy places the organism in Eukaryota, Metazoa, Chordata, Mammalia, Artiodactyla, Cervidae. The record is from RefSeq and is a predicted model, not a curated record.